AUGGAAUCAGUUCCCGAUCUUCAGAACACUAUGUACGCUUCCAUCGACGGAUAUCCUUGCGUGCGCCUGCUGAAUCUCUCUGGAAACAUCGGUUGUUCUAAUCCUGGGCGUGAUAAGGUUGUGGCUCCUAUUGUACGGUUCGAAAAUGUUGACAAAAUAGCUGAGCCGUCUGCUAUACUGGUGUCACUGGAUGAGUUUCUAACUCUCUUUACUAGAAUAUCAGAUGACUCCAUAUUUGCUAGUAAAGUCAGCGGUGUACUUGUGGAACCAAGAACUGAUUUGCAGAACAAGUUAAAUGGAUUUUCUCCUGAUCAAAAGUUUCCACAAGCUCAAUUUGCGCCUUACCAUAAUACUAGCCAUGAAUGGAAUACAAUUUGGGUCAAAGACUCUUCAAGAGGUAUUGCUCGGUAUAUUCAUGUUCUUAUAGUGGCAAAAAUACUGUUUGUAACAAAGAAUGAGGACAAAAAGAAAGCUUAUACUUCUAAUGUGGCUGAGUUUGAUCUGGUCAUGCAGACAGUGAAAUCUGGCACACUCGAUUCAGAGUCUUGUUUAAAAGAAGAAACUUGCCUUCCUUUAGGUGGAUACAGUGUCUGGUCAUCUCUUCCUCCAAUCAACAUUUCUUCCUUACAACAGUCUAAGCCCAUUUUAUUGACAGUGGCAUCCAUGGACUCUGCUUCAUUUUUUCGGGACAAAAGCCUUGGGGCAGACUCCCCUAUUUCUGGUUUAAUUGCAUUACUAGCAGCUGUUGAUGCACUUUCUCAUUUGGAUGGUCUUGGUGUCCUUAGUAAGCAGCUUGUUUUUGCAGUUUUCACUGGAGAGGCAUGGGGUUACCUUGGAAGUAGAAGAUUUUUGGUAGAACUUGACUUGCACUCAGAUGCUGUUCAUGGCCUUAAUCAUACAUUAAUUGAAACGAUCAUUGAAAUUGGUUCUGUUGGAAAGGGUCUCAGUGAAGGUGUAAACAACUUUUUUGCUCAUACAGAUGGGGAUUCUUCUGCCACAAAUCAAACACUGGUUGCCUUGAAACGUGCAAAGGAGUCACUGUUAACUGAAAACAUAAAGAUAGCAUCUGCAAGUGCUUCAAAUCCUGGGAUACCUCCAUCAUCUUUAAUGUCCUUUUUCGAAAAGAAUCCUGCAAUCUCUGGUGUUGUCCUUGAAGAUUUUGACUCUGUCUUUGUCAACAAGUUCUACCAUAGUCAUCUUGAUGAUUUAUCAAAUGUAAAUUCGUCAGCUGUAGUUGCUGCUGCUUCUCUUAUUGCCCGAACCCUUUACAUACUCGCUAGUGGAAUUGAAGAUGUUCAAGAUUCAACUUUGGCUGCUAUAAAUGUUAAUGUCUCACUUGUUGAACAACUUUUGGGUUGCUUGUUGGAUUGUGAUCCUGGUCUUUCUUGUGAAUUGGUGAAGAAAUAUAUUUCUCCCUUGUCAACCUGUCCAAGCCAUUAUGUUGGCGUUAUCUUGGAGGAACCUUCAUCUACACCUAAUACAGGAUACAUCAAUGAUGUUCCCAGGUUCGUUUGGAAUUUUCUGGCUGACAGAACUUCUAUCCCGAGGGAGAACAGCUCAGAUUGUCAACAUGGUUGCAAUGGUAGAGAUGAAGUUUGCAUCAAAGCAGAGACUGAUGGCAAGGGAGUUUGUGUUCUCUCGACAACAAGGUAUGUUCCAGCAUACUCAACACGACUAAAAUUUGAAUCAGGAGUGUGGAAUGUUUUGCCCCCUAAUUCCUCUGACAAAAUGGGGGUUGUGGACCCUGUCUGGACAGAGAGCAACUGGAAUUCAAUAGGUAUGCGGGUCUACACAGUCCAAAAUGCUGCUUAUGAUCGUCUUGUUCUGUUUGGGGGCAUCACUUUGUCAAUCGUCUCAUACCUUGCAAUAGCAACCACAAGAGCCUUUGUAUCCAAAGCAAUGAAGAGGGAUUGA
Molecule: messenger RNA, 1914 nt
Organism: Sphenostylis stenocarpa
Lineage: Eukaryota; Viridiplantae; Streptophyta; Magnoliopsida; Fabales; Fabaceae
Source: the annotation of a GenBank genome assembly